GCUGUGACUCACACUCAGCUACUGAAAGUGAAAGAAUGAAAGUGAAACUUGGGCGAGUUGUUUGUGUCGACGCAGCAGACAAAGUGACUUCCACUUCUUCAUUUUCUACCUUUUCUUCAAGACAAAAACAGCUCAAACUCUUUCAAGCAGUUACUUGACGUAGUAGUAAACGUUGUUGUUUCCUGCCUUCCUGUUCCUGUCAGCAGCCAUGCCAGACAGUCAGCUGUGUCUGGAGGCCCUGUCGGCUCUCUCCGGCUGUAACGUUGAGUCGACCGCCGGGGCCUCCCAGCUCACCCCGCAGGACUUUGUCAACAUUGUGGCCCUCAAAGAGUUUUACAAGCAGGAGGGGUUCAAAGAGCUGGAGUACCCGAGUCUGGGGACUUUGUCCCUGCAGGACGUGGACGAGGAAGAAUUGUACAGCUCCCCGCCGGCUCUGGCUGAAGGCCCAUCCACCGCCGGGCCGCAGUCCAGCCUCAGGACCACAGUGAAGAUCAACCCGCAGGACUUCUUCCACCCGCAGUACGACUACGACUUCACCAACAUUAAGGACGGCAGCAUGACGUUCCUUCGCGGCAACGAGCCGUACAUCCGUCCCUGCGGCUGGAACCGCGCCGCCCUGCAGGUCGUGCAGAAGUACGACGGGAACACCUGGCUCGGGACGGGGAAGGACGCCUGGCCCGUCUCCUACCACGGAAACAACAUGGACGGCUCCCUGGGCAUCAUCCUGACCCACGGUGGGAGCCCCAACGACGAGCCGCGCUUCCUGGACGUCGCUGCCGCCGCGCUGGUCAACACCGAGACGAGGGGCCGAGGGGCGUACUCCACGCCAGACAUCAAGCUGGCGGAGAAGUACUGCAAGAGGUUCAAGUCCAAAGUGGACGGGAAGACGUACAAAGUGGUUCUCCAGAACCGCAUCAACCCGUCGAAGAGGGUGAAGUGCCAGAGGGAGGACGUCUGGUUGGUCUACGUCCCCAAAGAGUGCAACGACGUCCAGACGAGAGCCAUCGUGCAGGAGUCCAUCCGACCAUACGGGCUGCUGCUGAAGCUGGCGUGAGGAAGAGUUAUCAGUGCUCGAUGGUGUUUUAAGCCCCCAACGUCGACUU
Molecule: messenger RNA, 1103 nt
Organism: Sander lucioperca (pikeperch)
Lineage: Eukaryota; Metazoa; Chordata; Actinopteri; Perciformes; Percidae
Exons: 2
Coding region: 209-1054 (281 amino acids)
Source: RefSeq, a predicted model, not a curated record